AUGCGGGUGGUAACAAAAUUAGCAUUGAUAGGUUUAGGCACUGCUGCUGCCGUUUCGUAUACAAAUGCAGGCCAUGUUCUACAAUUUAGACCCUACCAAGGUUCGAAAUGGCAAGAGUUGAAUAACGAUGUUGAAUCGAUAUUAAAUAGAGACGUGAAAAACGAUCCUAUUCAAAGACAGUUGGCUAAAGAGAAAUUGAUAGGAGGUGAUUUGAUUACUACUAGACAAUCUGCUGAAUUGUUAAAGGAUUUAUGGAAUAAAGAAAUCAGAGGAUUAAUGAGUUGGAUUUAUUCCUUUUCCUCUACAAGAAAUUAA
Henningerozyma blattae CBS 6284 is the source of this 315-nucleotide messenger RNA. It is a transcript of the gene MIC12, whose product is annotated as Mic12p. The transcript has a single exon. Gene Ontology annotation, biological process: cristae formation. Lineage: Eukaryota; Fungi; Ascomycota; Saccharomycetes; Saccharomycetales; Saccharomycetaceae. The record is from RefSeq and is a predicted model, not a curated record. Gene Ontology annotation, cellular component: mitochondrial crista junction; MICOS complex. The coding region runs from base 1 to 315 and encodes 104 amino acids.